Molecule: messenger RNA, 1063 nt
Organism: Microstroma glucosiphilum
Lineage: Eukaryota; Fungi; Basidiomycota; Exobasidiomycetes; Microstromatales; Microstromataceae
Product: putative YPT6-GTP-binding protein of the rab family
Exons: 6
Coding region: 258-890 (210 amino acids)
Molecular function (GO): GTPase activity; GTP binding
Source: RefSeq, a predicted model, not a curated record
GCUCUCGCAUACACACAUCACACAAAGUCGUCAUAAGGCGAGCCGCAUACCCUGUCAGCCAAGCAAUCAGCCAGCAAUCAGCUUUGGGUUCGUUCAUUCGCCUUUGGCAACGGCCAUCAUAUCGCACUGCCUUCCAGGACUCAUCAUCAGUCCCAUUCUCGGCAAUCGCAAUCGCUGGUCUUGAACCGGCAUAGAAAGAGCACCUUGGCCAUCAAUCACCUUGUCCCGAAUCUCCACCUCUCAGCAAAAGGUACAAGAUGACCACACCAACAUCAGCAGAGUUCGGGCAGCCCCUGCGUAAAUUCAAGCUCGUCUUUCUGGGAGAGCAAUCCGUAGGCAAGACGUCCCUGAUCACCCGCUUCAUGUAUGAUACCUUUGACUCGACAUAUCAGGCUACCAUCGGCAUCGACUUCCUCUCAAAGACGAUGUAUCUGGAGGACAGGACAGUCAGACUGCAACUGUGGGAUACUGCUGGACAGGAACGCUUCCGCUCCCUGAUUCCUUCGUACAUCCGUGAUUCGAGCGUAGCAGUGGUGGUCUACGAUGUCACAAACCGGGCCAGCUUCCAGAAUACUUCGAAAUGGGUAGACGAUGUGAGGGCAGAGAGGGGUUCGGAUGUGAUCAUUGUGCUAGUGGGGAACAAGACGGAUCUGGGCGACAAGAGGCAAGUGACAACGGAGGAGGCAGAAGCAAAGGCAGCCGACUUCAACGUCAUGUUCAUCGAGACGUCUGCCAAGGCGGGUCACAAUGUCAAGACGCUGUUCAAGAAGAUUGCACAGGCGCUGCCAGGCAUGGACAAGGCUGGAGAGGGAGAGCAGAGCAACAAGAUGAUCGAUGUGUCAGCACCCACAGGCCAGAACACAUCGGAAGAGGGAGGAUGCAAGUGCUGAGUCGACGAAACCGCGGUAUAAGAGAGGGCAUAGAUCUCAAGGGAACCAGCAUCUCUGUCGGAGCUGCUGCUGUACUGCUGCUGCUUCACCUCGCCUCCCCCGGCUGCAUUUACUCAUCUGUUUCGACAAAGUACCCAUCCUAAUGUCUAUCUUUGUGUCUCACAGCCGUCGUG